This is a messenger RNA of Drosophila willistoni, 803 nucleotides long. RefSeq lists its product as uncharacterized. The record is from RefSeq and is a predicted model, not a curated record. The coding region runs from base 105 to 494 and encodes 129 amino acids. The transcript is spliced from 2 exons. Lineage: Eukaryota; Metazoa; Arthropoda; Insecta; Diptera; Drosophilidae.
UUGGGUUUGUAUUGUUUGUUCUUCAAUUCAAUCAUUUGUUCAUCAUUAUUUCAUUUCAUUUCAUUUCAAUUCUAUGGUGAUAAGAAUAGUUUUCAUUUGGCGGCAUGAGAGUCAGCAUCAUCAUUUCCUUUGUUAGUUUUUUACAUUUAAUUAAUAUGAUAUUUGGCUAUUCCAUGCAAUUUGGUUACAUGCAGGCCAAAUCGGUGCCCAUUUAUGAAAAAGAAAUUAGAGAAAAUAUUACAAGUAAUUCGCAACAUAUUUACGAUAUUGUCUACAUACAGGAGGAUAGAUUAAACUUUAAAAUAACAUUGAUUUUGGUCUUUGAUGAGAGUCAAGUGGAAUUGGAUUGUGAGAAGAUGUUUAUCUCCAUAUAUCAAGGAGGAAUUGGUUAUAAUUUUACCACCAUACGCUUACAAUAUAAUUUGUAUUUGGACUGGCAGCCAAUUAAAUUAACCAUUCUGAUCUAUGGCGGUCUAGAAUAUAACUUAAUUUAAGUGAGUCAGUCUUAUACAGUGCAUUCUAUUCAGACUUAGUCAUCCAAUUGUAGCCAUUGUCGGGUAAAUCACUACGAAUCAAAGGCGAUAGCCAAGCCAAACGCCAACGUUCGCCAAAAACUGUUUUCAAAUUCAUAAGCCAACCAUUGUCAUAUUCUCUUGAUUUUCGAUGAGCUGAAACUUGGCCACUAAGGACAAUGGGCACAUGAUAGCCUAGAAGGAGUAUACCAUAAAGUAAGGCCAAUAUAUUGAGACUAUAAAAUAGUAGGAACAUAUUUGUCCAGAGGUUACCCGUGACAAACAUCAACA